AUGAUAGGUCACUUAUCUAUCAAAGCUUCAUGCCAUAAAUUGCAUGAGGUUUUAAGUCGCUUGAACGGACUCGUGCGCGAUCUGUUUUCAACAACUAGCUUCGGUUACUUGUUGGACUUAACAGCUCAGUCCAGAGACGAACUUCUUAUUCAUGGGCUGUUACUGCAUAUGUUACGUCCUACUGCUGAAACGGAUGCCGAUGAACGCCUAUAUUUUAGGUUUUCUAGACGUACGCUAUCAUUUGAGCCGGAGGAGUUUUGCCUGGUGAUCGGACUUUACAUGGGUCGGUGUCCUAACUCAAUGAUCGAAUUUUCAACCAUGUAUAAACACAGAUAUGGUGAAAAUACAUUUCAGUCCAGAGUCUUCCCGUAUCGCACGGACACUUCUUUAGUUGUAGAAGAUUUAGAGCUUCUUAUCUUGAAUCAACGGUUCAAUGCCAUAUCGGCUCAAGAUGGUGUUCGUGCCAUUUUUCUAUAUAUCCCCAAUCAAGAUAUGGAUAUGGGAGAUGUUUCCAGCAAUCCGGGGAAAUGGGGAAUGAGGAUGUGGUAUAUAGUCCACAAAAAUCAAAUCGAGUUUAACGAGGAUGAUCAUGUUGGUAAUUCACCAGAGGAUGAUUCUAGAAAACAAAUCGUGAAGAAGAAAAAGAAAAAGAAGGAGGUUGUUGCUAGCGACAUUGUGGACGCGAAAAACCAUAUACUCAGGCCUGUUGUUAAAGAAGGACGUCCGGUUAAGCAAUUGAAACCUUCUCAAUAUCUUAGUUCUCCUUACGUUUCGGUUCAAAAUGCGACCCCCAUAUCGUACAGGUGGGGUAAUACACAACGAAACAACCGCUCCCCGUAUUUGACAGCGAUCCCUCAGCACUUUUAG
Lactuca saligna is the source of this 867-nucleotide messenger RNA. The record is from the annotation of a GenBank genome assembly. NCBI's taxonomy places the organism in Eukaryota, Viridiplantae, Streptophyta, Magnoliopsida, Asterales, Asteraceae.